AUGCUUCGCUCCCUUCUCGCAACCGCCUACUUGGCCGCGCUGGCUGCGGCCCAGAGCAAUGUCGUAGGAUCGGCGGUCGGUUUUGCUGCGGGUGUGACUGGCGGUGGAGAUGCUACGCCUGCCGUACCUGCCGAUAUCGAUGAACUUACUACUUGGCUCACGGAUGACGAGCCUCGUGUCAUUCUUUUGGAUAAGGAGUACGACUUCACCGGCUCCGAGGGCACCAAGACUGAAGAUGGUUGCCGUCCGGACAGCAACACUUGUGGAAGCAGUGGCCAAGACGCCCUCGACGGCCCCAACUGGUGCAGCGCCAGCUACCCGACGGUGUCGGUCACCUAUGACGUUGCGGCCACCAACCCCAUUGACGUUAAGUCCAACAAGUCGAUCGUCGGUGUCGGCGACAAGGGUGUGAUCAGAGGCAAAGGUUUCCGUUUCGUCAGUGGAGCACAGAACAUCAUCUUCCAGAACGUCCACGUCACGGAACUCAACCCACAAUACAUCUGGGGCGGAGACGCCUUCCAGAUGUCCGGCUGCGACCUCAUCUGGCUGGACCAUGUCAAGAUCUCGCUCGUCGGCCGCCAAAUGCUCGUCACCGGCUAUGAAUCUGCCGGACGCGUAAGCAUCACCAACUCGGAGCUGGACGGCCAGACCAGCUGGAGCGCCUCGUGCAACAACGAGCACUACUGGACGAUGCUCUUCCUCGGCGACGGCGACCAGAUCACCUUCGCCAACAACUACAUCCACGACACGUCGGGCCGCUCGCCCAAGGUCGGCGACGCCGUCACCCUGCACGCCGUCAACAACUACUUCCAGACCAACAAGGGCCACAACUUCGACGUCGAGCAGGGCGCGCAGAUCCUGAUCGAGGGCAACGUCUUCGAGGACUGCAAGGCGCCCAUGACCGAGGCGGCUCUGGCCGUCACCAGCGGCCUCUUCACCGUCCCCGACAGCAGCGCCGCCGCCCAGUGCUCCAGCGCCCUCGGUCGUGACUGCCAGGUCAACCAGCUGACCAGCUCGGGCGACCUCGGCUCCUUCACCGACACCACCGUCGUCAAGGCCAUCGGCGGCGCGGACUCCAUCUGGGAGGCUAUUGCUGCUGACCAGGUUGCUUCGACCGUCAAGGCCGGUGCUGGUAUCGGAAAGCUGUCUGACUCCUCCUCUUCUUCUUCGUCCUCGUCUACCAAGGUUACCGCUGAGGACGCUUCGUCUUCUUCUGCGGCUGCUGCCGCGCCGGCCGCCACCUCCAGCGCUGCGGCUGUCGAGUCGAGUCCCGCAGCUGUCGAGUCCAGCGCCCCGGCGGCUUCUUCCUCUUCUUCCGAGUCAUCCUCUUCCUCCUCGUCUUCUUCCUCGUCGGGUUCCGCCGUUUCCCGCUGGGGUCAGUGUGGCGGCCAAUCUUGGACCGGGUCCACCACGUGUGAGGAUGGAUACACCUGCACUGUUCAGAACGACUGGUACAGCCAGUGCCUCUAA
Messenger RNA from Lasiodiplodia theobromae, 1470 nucleotides. Its product is annotated as Pectin lyase. The record is from RefSeq and is a predicted model, not a curated record. Bases 1 to 1470 code for a protein of 489 amino acids. The transcript has 3 exons. Gene Ontology annotation, cellular component: extracellular region. Gene Ontology annotation, biological process: carbohydrate metabolic process. Gene Ontology annotation, molecular function: pectate lyase activity; cellulose binding. NCBI's taxonomy places the organism in Eukaryota, Fungi, Ascomycota, Dothideomycetes, Botryosphaeriales, Botryosphaeriaceae.